AUGGCGUCAUCUAACGAAACUGGGAGCGGGGCACAGAAGCCAAAGAAACAGCUUCUCCUAAAUGCCUUCGUGAUGACGACGCCUGGACAUCUGUCUCCGGGGUUAUGGAAGCACCCACGGAAUCAUACAGACGACUACAAUAAGCUCAGCUUCUGGACGUCGCUUGCGCAGCUUUUAGACAAGGGGGACUUCCACGCCAUGUUUAUCGCGGACACUCUGGGCGCGUACGACGUCUAUAGGGGCCCAGCUAAUGUAGACCCGGUGCUUGCCUCAGGAGCACAGUACCCAGUCAAUGAUCCGCUGUAUGCCGUGCCGGCCAUGGCGGCCGCUACGAAGAAUCUGAUUUUUGGUGUCACUGCCUCAACUACUUACGAUGCGCCAUAUGCUCUGGCUCGGCGAUUCUCGACAGUUGACCACCUGGCUGAAGGGGGUGCGGCCAGAAACUUUGGACUGGAGACGCAGAUCGAACACGAUGAGAGGUACCGAAUUGCAGAGGAGUAUAUGGAUGUAGUCUACAAGCUUUGGGAAAGCAGUUGGAGAGAUGAUGCCGUCAUUCGAGAUCGUGAAAAGGGUCAGUUUGCAGUAGCAGGGAGAGUGCGCCCGAUCAAUCAUAAGGGCAAAUACUUUCAAGUACCUGGCCCGCACAUUUCAGAACCAUCUCCCCAGAGGACGCCAUUUCUAUUCCAAGCCGGGACAUCCAAAGCCGGAACAGAAUUCGGAGCAAAACAUGCAGAAGCCGUGUUCAUGGGCGGUCAGCUUCCGGAGCUGGUGCGAAAAUCGGUUGACGCGCUUCGAUCCACAGCCAAGAUAUUCGGCAGGGACCCGAACCACAUCAAAGUAUUCACGGGCGUUACCAUUAUUGUUGAUGCGACGGACGAGAAGGCGCAGGCUAAAUAUAAAGAACUUCUUUCGUACGGGGACAGCGAAGGCGCACUUGCUCUAUUUGGCGGCUGGACAGGAAAUGACCUUUCAUCGUUUUCUGACGACGAAGAUUUAGUUCUAGUAGACAAGCCGGCGAUUCGAUCUUUGAUUAAUCGAUGGUCCAGUACUGUACCCGGUACCGAAGGGCUAAAAUGGACCAAAGCUCGAAUUACAGAAUUCCUAUCGAUAGGAGGCAUGAUGCCCAAGAUCAUAGGAAGUCCUAAAACUGUUGUAGAUGAGCUAGAGAGAUGGGCUGAGGUAGCAGAUGUGGACGGAUUCAACCUGGCGCACGUAGUAAAUCCUGGGUCAUUUGAAGAUAUCAUCGAGUUUGUAAUUCCCGAAUUACGAAGAAGGGGGCUGUUCCGAACAGAGGCUGAGCGGUCAGGGGUCACAGCGCGGGAAGUAUUUUUCGGGCAGCCGCAUCUUUUGAGCGACCAUCCGGGUUACCAGUAUAAAUGGCCGAUAUCUUAA
Daldinia childiae is the source of this 1392-nucleotide messenger RNA. Its product is annotated as Dimethyl-sulfide monooxygenase. Lineage: Eukaryota; Fungi; Ascomycota; Sordariomycetes; Xylariales; Hypoxylaceae. Gene Ontology annotation, molecular function: oxidoreductase activity, acting on paired donors, with incorporation or reduction of molecular oxygen; monooxygenase activity. The record is from RefSeq and is a predicted model, not a curated record. The transcript is spliced from 4 exons. The coding region runs from base 1 to 1392 and encodes 463 amino acids.